This is a messenger RNA of Triticum dicoccoides, 1281 nucleotides long. RefSeq names its product vacuolar protein sorting-associated protein 32 homolog 2-like. The transcript is spliced from 8 exons. The record is from RefSeq and is a predicted model, not a curated record. The coding region runs from base 403 to 1056 and encodes 217 amino acids. Gene Ontology annotation, cellular component: cytoplasmic side of plasma membrane; multivesicular body; ESCRT III complex. Gene Ontology annotation, biological process: vesicle budding from membrane; late endosome to vacuole transport via multivesicular body sorting pathway. NCBI's taxonomy places the organism in Eukaryota, Viridiplantae, Streptophyta, Magnoliopsida, Poales, Poaceae.
AAAACGGCCUACUCAGAAAUUCCCAGCAUCCCAAUCGUGUCCGCCUCCACUCCACUAGAUCACCGACCACCGUGGUCCUGCCCGCCCACAGAGCACACGGUACGCACUGCGCCGCCUAGGCCGAUGCCAGAAGCCAUCUCCUGCUCCCCACGUCUCCACUCCGGCGAGAAAUGCGGCGCCCUUCGGUUCAAGAUGGGCUGACGCGGCAGCUCGGAUCGGUGGCAUCGACUCGGCAGUAAGACUGCCCGCGGAUUCGUCGGCGGGAGCCCGCGGAUUUCCAGCUUGUCGUUGUGCAGGCAGGUGGGGAAUUUUUUCUAACCUACUUUGGACUUUGAAGGGAAAACAGAAGAGGGGGCCGUCAUCAUCUAAGAGUGAGGAUCAGGAGAAGGGCGUGACAAGAAGAUGCUGAAGAAACUGAUAUCGAAGACCAAGAGCAAGAAGAAGAAGGAGGCUGCCUCUUCUUCCCUCCCCACCUUGGAUCGACUACAUGAGACCCUAGAAAUGCUGGAGAAGAAAGAGCGUUUGCUUCAGAAAAAGUCUUCCGCGGAAAUAGAAAAGGCUAAGGACUAUACAAAGGCAAAGAAUAAGAAUGCUGCAAUUCAGUGUUUAAAGAAAAAGAAGUUGUAUGAGACACAGAUUGAGCAGCUAUCAAAUUUUCAGUUGCGAGUUCAUGAUCAGAUUAUAAUGCUUGAAAAUGCGAAGGCAACAACUGACACUGUUGAUGCUUUGCGCUCUGGGUCAUCUGCUGUCAAAGCUAUUCAACAGUCCCUGAGUAUUGAUGACAUUGAGAAUGCAAUCGAAGAGGCGAACGAGCAUACGGAAAAUAUGAAACAGAUACAGGAUGCACUUGCUACACCAUUCGGUGCUUCGGCUGAAUUCGACGAGGACGAGUUGGAGGCAGAACUGGAAGACCUCGAGGAGGAAGAACUGGACCUGGAGCUGCCUGAACCGCCGCGGGGGACACACGUGGCACCAUCAACGUCGGCUGCCACUUCUCGACCGGCGGCUAGCGAUUUCGCUGAACUGACCAAACUUCAAGCAGAGAUGGCGCUUUAGGGAUCUGCUAUAAAAAUACUGCGCGGCUAGCGAUUUCGCUGAGCUGACCAAACUUCGAGCAAAGUUGGCGCUUUAGGGAUCUGCUGUAAAAAUACUGCGGUUUGGAGGGAAUGCUGUCAUUGAAACCUCAGAGGCUCACUGCCAUCAUUGCGGCGUGCAUGUAAAAUUCAGGCUAUGUUGUAAGAGCAUCCACCCCUGUUAAUUUCCUGCAUGAUGUUUGGCCUC